This is a messenger RNA of Aureobasidium uvarum, 987 nucleotides long. NCBI's taxonomy places the organism in Eukaryota, Fungi, Ascomycota, Dothideomycetes, Dothideales, Saccotheciaceae. The record is from the annotation of a GenBank genome assembly.
AUGGCUCCCAAACCCCACCUCAGUAUCAGAGGAAUCUCUGAGCAGCAUUACAAGCAAGUCUGUCAAGCAAACGGGGCUGCCCCAACUGCACUCGAAAUCCAGAAGAUCAGAUCUGCAGUGCAUGCCUCCAUUCCCACAAGUGAGACCGUCAUCAAAUACUUCCAGUAUGGCUUGCUGUACUUCUUGCCAAGGUCUACCGUUAUCUUCAGAAAAGGCAGCUUACUGGUGGGAUGGUGUUAUCAGCCAGACGGAUCCAAGCAGGAAGUCUGGUUCAGGCAACACAACGCAAGAGGCAUGAUCUCUUCUAAGUGUGGCGCGCCACCUGGUUCCAGACUCAAUAUAGAUCGCCAGCUCCGCCUUUGUGAUGAAUGGCAUCCAUCGGUGGAGACGAUCUGCAAGCAUUGGACGCCAGAUCAUCCUGAGAGCCGCCGGAUGCAGUACGCUUAUCUUGCCGCAACAAUCCGCUACCUCAAAACCAGACCUCAGCUUCCAUCGUUCGAAGAUCGCAGCGUACCAAACAGAAACACGAAUUCUGGACAGAAUGUCGACGCGAAUUCUCGAAUUCUGGACAAGAUAGAGCUUCCAAGAGUAACUCGACGGGCGAAAAGAGUGCUUGAGGGUAAGACAUCCAUUGACGAUAUGGCCACGACACCAGGGUCCGAUUUCAAGGCUGCGAAAGAGGACCUAUCCAACAGAGCAAGGCCUUCUGUGGUUGUCGAUCUCACUGAACCCGACUCUGAGGAUGAAGUCAAGCCUGAAUCAUCCGAUGUCCCUAGUCCUACUCUCGUCGCCCACCCCGAGAUUCAGUCAUUCCCCCAGCCUAAACAAAAACUCCUAGAUAUGCUCCAGAGCAAGAAAGUCAAUGAGAUUGAGGAUAUGCUGGCCAAGAAGUCUGGUCAACUUCCCNAUUGGAUCGAGAAGACCAUGAAGGAGGAAAUGGAGAAGCAGAUGGCUCGCGAUCUCAAAAUGGUCGAAAAUCUCUUCUGA